This is a messenger RNA of Exophiala oligosperma, 2040 nucleotides long. RefSeq lists its product as uncharacterized. Lineage: Eukaryota; Fungi; Ascomycota; Eurotiomycetes; Chaetothyriales; Herpotrichiellaceae. Gene Ontology annotation, molecular function: xanthine transmembrane transporter activity. Gene Ontology annotation, biological process: transmembrane transport; xanthine transport. Gene Ontology annotation, cellular component: membrane; fungal-type vacuole. The record is from RefSeq and is a predicted model, not a curated record. The coding region runs from base 103 to 1893 and encodes 596 amino acids. The transcript has 3 exons.
GGUACCUGUCAAGCAGUCAAGCAGACACACCUGUACCUCGCACUAUAUCUAAACCACCUUACCCAGCUAAUUCGCCCACCGGUCGCACGGUCAACAUUCAACAUGGGUGAAGCAGACCGAAUUGGGCCCGACAUGAGCCCUAAAAAGACCAUGGCCGACCGACUGAACGGCGUGCGAAAGACCUUCUUCACCAAGCAAGGUCUCGUCGGCAGCUAUGACUAUGCGUUCCUUUUCCGACCGAACAUUCCCUUCAUGAAGAAGGCUCGUCGGGCGUCACCAUUCUUCGGCCUGAAUGACAAGAUGCCCGUUGUGCUGGCUUUGCUGCUCGGCUUUCAACAUGCCUUGGCCAUGUUGGCGGGUAUCAUCACACCUCCUUUGAUCAUGUCUGGUUCAGGCGGUGUCAAUCUCGACAGCGACUGGCAGCAAUACCUCGUUUCGACCUCUCUGAUUGUUUGCGGUAUUCUCUCGAGUAUCCAGAUCACUCGUUUCCACAUCUGGAAGACUCCCUAUUAUAUUGGUACCGGAUUGAUUUCGGUCGUUGGUACCUCCUUUGCCAUUAUCCCUGUCGCUACCGGCGCCUUCGCCCAGAUGUAUGACAACGGUUUCUGCCCCGUCGCCGAGGAUGGCACGAAGCUGGCCUGUCCCGACGCAUAUGGCGCCUUGAUCGGGACCUGCGCCGUAUGUGCGUUGACCGAAAUCGCCCUCUCCUUCCUCCCACCAAAGGUGCUCAAGAAGAUCUUCCCCCCCAUCGUCACUGGCCCCACCGUCAUGCUCAUUGGUGUUUCGCUGAUUGAAAGCGGCUUCCAAAAUUGGGCUGGCGGCUCUGGCGGGUGUGCAUCUCGACCGGAAGAUGGCUUUUUCAGACUCUGCCCAGAUAUUACCGCUCCUCACGCACUGCCCUGGGGAAGCGCCGAAUUCAUCGGUCUGGGAUUCCUCGUUUUCCUCACCAUCAUUCUCUGCGAACGCUUCGGAUCCCCAAUCAUGAAGUCCACCAGUGUGAUUAUCGGUCUCCUGACCGGCUGCAUUGUCGCGGCUGCUUGUGGCUACUUUGAUCGGUCGGGCAUUGACUCGGCGCCCGUUGCCUCGUUCAUCUGGGUCAAGACAUUCAAGCUGUCCGUGUAUGGACCUUUGGUGCUUCCCAUCAUGACGGUCUUUAUCAUCUGUGCGUGCGAGGCCAUCGGUGACGUUACCGCAACCUGUGAUGUUUCCCGACUGGACGUUGAGGGGAAUGAAUUCGAAACCAGAAUCCAAGGUGGCGUGUUGGCCGACGGCCUGAACGGCUGUCUGGCUGCGUUGAUGACCAUCACUCCCAUGUCGACUUUUGCGCAGAACAACGGUGUCAUUGCGCUUACGCGAUGCGCCAACCGUCGGGCUGGCUAUUGCGCUUGCUUUUUCCUGAUCAUCAUGGGUCUGUUUGCCAAAUUCUCCGCCUCACUGGUAGCCAUCCCAUCUUCGGUCCUAGGUGGCAUGACGACCUUCCUGUUCUGCGCCGUCGCGGUCAGCGGUAUGGCCAUCGUCAGUCGGGUGCCCUUUAACCGUCGCACGAGGUUCAUCUUGACGGCAGGUCUGGCCGUCGGAUACGGUGCGACUCUUGUCCCGACGUGGUUCGCCUACGUCUUUACCUACGAGGGCAACAACCGUGCCUUGAGGGGUUUCUAUGACGCCAUUGUAUUGGUCAUGGAGACCGGGUUCGCCGUCACCGCUUUCGUGACGAUGAUUUUGAACUUGAUGCUCCCUCACGAGAUCGAGGAUACCGACGAGGCCGUCGAAGGGGAUGAGGCCUCGUCAGCCACACAACCACUACCGCAAGGCAAGAGAUCUCUCACCAGCAGUAGUUUGAACGAUGGUGAUGAGAUUACAAAGGUCGAGAUGCCUCCGAAAGAGGCUGUGUAGGAAUGUUUAAUGGAUGUUGUUACGAUGGGGCAAGUGAAUUGUUGGUAUUGUGUUUUUGGAAAGUACUCUUAGAACGCUUAGAGCUUGCAUCGAUACCCAGGAUAAUGGAAAAGUUAUGUGCAUGGCCUUAUAUUAUGUUAUCGGUUG